UCUCCUCCUCCAUUUACCCACUUUCCAUCUGCGCUUUCCUUCUUCCAUAGAAGCAAAAGCUCACACCCACGGUCCCGUGAACCCGCAAAGGCAAAGCAAUCCGCCCUACCUUCCCCCAUUAAACUCGUAGCCGAACGCCACCGCUUCUUCUUCCACCAUCUCCAUCGGACCCAUUUCAGAGCCACAAGCAAUCCAUGGAAGACCCGAAACCGGCUCCGGACCCGACAGCCCAAACUCCUCCCGGUCAACCACCUCUUCCACCGCAGAGCAAGAAGCGACCGCGGGACGCCAAUGCCUCCUCCGUUCAGAACUCCAAGUACUUCAAGAUGCGCGCCGUGCUGAGCGACCUCCGUCCCCAUUUCGUUGAGGUGCUUCGGACCCCAGAUUUUCGGAACUGCAAUUCAGCUGAAGAAAUCAGAAAACAGGUUAGGCUUCUGAUGGAUCUGUAUACUCAGAUUACUGGAAAUAGCGUUCUGGAAGUCCAGCCUUCCGCAGCAGAAAACCGGAAUGGUCAAAAGGCUCCAGAUUUCAAGUCGAAAGAGCACCCAGAGCAAAGAUCCUCGAAACCAUCCGACAACAAGCCUUUUCAAUCAGGGUUUGCAUCCGAGAAGCAGCGACCUGAUGAUGACGGUAAAUUCAUUGUUGGUGCAUCUGCUUUUGGCUGGAAUUUCUUCACCUUCCCGGGUAACGAACCGGUUUAUUAUGGCGUGACUAAGGAAUCAUUCCGAGCUGCUCAAAUGAAUGUUCAAGGAUUGUAACUGGGUCUCUCUCUUUCUCAUCUUGGGAGAUCAAAAGCAAUCGCGUAACGCCUCGAUGUAUCAUUGCCAAGGAGAUUUAUCUGGCGAUCAUUCUGUAUAUGUUGUAGUUGAUUUAUCUUCACAAGGAUCAUUCAGAAUCUGACUUUAUGUUUUCGGCACAAUGUGAUGUUUGAGCUAAUUCUUCCA
Messenger RNA from Rhodamnia argentea, 944 nucleotides. RefSeq lists its product as uncharacterized. The transcript has 3 exons. NCBI's taxonomy places the organism in Eukaryota, Viridiplantae, Streptophyta, Magnoliopsida, Myrtales, Myrtaceae. The coding region runs from base 195 to 758 and encodes 187 amino acids. The record is from RefSeq and is a predicted model, not a curated record.